Pseudomassariella vexata is the source of this 775-nucleotide messenger RNA. RefSeq lists its product as uncharacterized. The record is from RefSeq and is a predicted model, not a curated record. Lineage: Eukaryota; Fungi; Ascomycota; Sordariomycetes; Amphisphaeriales; Pseudomassariaceae. The transcript has a single exon. Bases 230 to 712 code for a protein of 160 amino acids.
UGCCUUUACCCGCCAUUUCUAGGAACUGGCAAUUUGAGGAGUGGUUGUAUGGGGAGCAGACAAGUCUAGUGUAAUACUGUGUCGACUAACAAUCGGCUGUUCCCUCUUCACAUUUUGAACGCUCCAACCAAAGGACAACCUGACGGCAGAGUCCGAUGCGCAACAAGCGACGAGAUUUUAAGAAAAAGUUUCCUCACAUCGGGUGUUUUUGGAAAUAAGAAAGUUUCAAAUGUUGGCAGUCCGCCGCAAGUGGCCUGGCAAUUUGAGGUUGUACGGCGACUGUUCUCAUACGCAGCUUACUCUUCUGGCGCCAACUGUGAAUAAACAACGGGCACUCCCCGCCCGGCUAUCGACUCUGACUCCGCCCAACCGAUAUUUAUCAACAGACUCAAGUUCAUCGGCACCGGUCCGACGUCGCACUUCAAGCUGCCCCCUUUCGAACACAAGGGCAAAAGCAAGACGGAGGACUUGUUCAUCUUCUCUUUCUCGACCUAACUCUACUGCACCUGCGGUAUUCACAUCUGCAUCUCCCCGCGCCUUUUCUACCAGCUACCCCGCCAUGGCUGCCACAAAGAUUGAUGGCACUGCUAUCGCGAAAAAGAUUCGUGAGAGGCUUGCCGCCGAGAUUGUUGAUAAGCAGAAAAUCAAUCCAAGAUACAAGCCAUGCCUCAAGAUCAUUCAAGGUGUGCAAUGGUCCCCCGAAUACUUUUGAUACUGUCAGGAUCACCAUACUGACUCCAAUUGUCCCGAAUAGUUGGUGAUCGAUCUGACUCUA